UCGACCUUGGAGCAGUGGCAGAUCCGACGAGCUGACGGUAUGGAGGUCAACCGAUGGGGCGUCGUCGCGAUCGCGAGCGUCGUCUUUGACAUUGACGUGGGCCAGACGCUCGAGGCCAUGUACCCGCAAACAGCGUCCUUGACAACGUCGGCGCAGAAGUCGAUCGCGUACCUCGCGCUGCCCCACAGCAACCGCCACGACGAAGGCGACACGCAGUUCGCGUUUCGCUGCCGGUCAGAAGACGAGAGUACGUCGAGCUUCCUCUAUGGCUUUGUGCUCUUCCGCCAGCGCAAGGACGCGGCCAAGACACGCGGGUACUUUCAAAAGGCCAUCGUCAUCGUGACGCAGACGCCGUUCGUCGGGCUCUACGAGCGCGUGCUGCGGGUCGUCGGUCCGCUCUACUUUCAGGUCGGCAACCCGCUCCUCGAAGCCCUCUACGACAACGUUCUGCAAUGGCCGGCGCCGAUGCCCGACACGACCAUGAUCUUGCCCGUCGCCGGCACGUUUGUGAGCUUUGUCGUGCCCGCCAUGGUCCCGAGCAUUGAGGCGCCCGCGCCCACGCGCCGCUGGAGCAUCGAACAAGAGUCGUUUGAUGUCAACGCGGACGACAUGGCCAGCCACGACGAAGAUGACGACGAGGCGCCGGACGAGCAAGCGAUUGUGCGCAACGGCAAAUUCACAGCGCCAGCGCCGCGCGUCGCGCCGUCGCCGCUCUUUUGCGACAUUCUCAACGCCCAAGACGCUGGCAUCUCGUUCGAGAGCGUCGGUCUCUUCUCGAGCUUUGAGGGGCUCGAGGCGUGUCUCUGGGAUCUCUGGCAGCUCGCAAUCACGGGCGAGAGCGUGCUCAUGGCGGCACCAAGCGCGCGCGUCUGCAGUCAAGCCGUGCUUGCGUUCACGAGUUUGAUUGCGCCCGUGGCCUACCACGGAGACUACCGCCCGUAUUUUGCCCUUUACGAAGCUGAUUUUACCAGCAUCGCUGCCGUGCACGAUACGACCAAGUGCGUGAAUUUCCCGACAACCGUACUCGGCACGACCAACCCCUUCUUCCUCAAGGCGCUGCGGUUCUGGCCCAACGCAGUCGUGUUUCCGUUUCUAGAUGCGUCUUCUCGCCCGGCGACGCCGCCGACCGCCAAGCGCGCGUUUGGUUUUCUCGAUACGGACGCUGCGAACGUCGACGACACGAGCCGACCCCGGCGCUACAUUAAGCGAGCCGCGGAGCUCGAUUCGUUCCCAGAAAGCUACGCGCCAAGACUCUUGGCGCGGUCGUCGCGGCUCGUGCAGCCCGACCCGGUCGUGCUGCGGCAACUCGUCGAGGCGACGGCUGUUGAGACGUCCGAGGGUCUCCAGAACGGCGACGAGCCACCGAGCGUCUCGAUCAAUAAUGCCGUCCUGCGCAAGCACUUCAAGCACCUUACUGAAGUCUUCCUCAAGCCAUUUGAGCCCUAUUUUGGCAUUUGGUCCAACCACCUGCACGUUGCGCCGUCGCCGUAUAUGGACGUCACUGUCUUCAUGAAGCCGUUCGUGGCCACGGAAUUCCUCAAGUCGCUGGCCACGAUCCCGUCGACGAAGCUCCCGACACCCCUGCGAACGUCGCGCAAGAAACUGCGGGCGCUGUACGCGCGCUUCAUUGCGUCACCGCACUUUCUGCCGUGGUUUGCGGCCCGCCGACACGAGUGCAUCGAUGCGUUCGACUCGGUGCUGCGGACGCUUCGCGAGACCAUCGACGCCAAGGCGCUCCUGACCGAACCCAGUGGCGCGGCCAUGGAUCUCCACAUGUGCCAGCAGCUCAAGACACAGAUCCAGCGUACGAUCGAGUUGGCUGCCUCACAGGCGACGCCGGACGCGCGGCACAUUGCGCUGAUGGAGACCCACUUGCACGACGUCUCGGCAGCGAUUUUAGCGCUCUCAGCCGCCACAAGUGACGACUAGAGUGUAGUGAAUCCAACAACAAAAAUAAUACCGCAUUCGUAGUCAUCAGUAUCACUAGGGGGCCGACGAUGCAAGUACCCAGACGAUGUCAGAAGCACCCAACAGAGACAUGGGCAACGAAGUUGACUGUCGGCUACUUCACAGGACCAGUAAUUGAUGGUUGAAAGUGAGAAGUACGCUUGCGAUA
This is a messenger RNA of Saprolegnia diclina VS20, 2116 nucleotides long. RefSeq lists its product as hypothetical. NCBI's taxonomy places the organism in Eukaryota, Oomycota, Saprolegniomycetes, Saprolegniales, Saprolegniaceae. The transcript is spliced from 10 exons. The record is from RefSeq and is a predicted model, not a curated record. The coding region runs from base 40 to 1929 and encodes 629 amino acids. Gene Ontology annotation, cellular component: recycling endosome. Gene Ontology annotation, molecular function: guanyl-nucleotide exchange factor activity.